CCGUACCUUUCUGUCUGGCAGAAUCCUUUAACGUCUGAGACGGUGAAGCAGCUAGUCGCGGAGGGUAAUAAAGAAGAACUACAAAAAUGUUUCGGGGCCCGGAUGGAGUUUGGGACGGCUGGCCUUCGAGCGGCCAUGGGAGCAGGAAUUUCCCAGAUGAACGACUUGACCAUCAUUCAGACGACACAGGGAUUUUGCAGAUACCUGGAGCAGCACGUCAGACACCUGAAGCAGAGGGGCGUCGUGAUCAGCUACGAUGCUCGGGCCCACCCGCCAAGUGGAGGCAGCAGUAAGAGGUUUGCCCAGCUUGCUGCAACCACGUUUGUCAGUCAGGGGAUACCUGUGUACCUCUUUUCCAGCAUCACUCCAACACCCUUCGUGCCGUACGCCGUGUCCCACCUGAGCCUUUGCGCUGGGAUCAUGAUAACCGCGUCUCACAAUCCAAAGCAGGAUAAUGGCUAUAAGGUCUACUGGGAGAAUGGAGCCCAGAUCAUCUCGCCUCACGAUAAAGGGAUUUCUCAAGCUAUUGAAGAAAACUUGGAGCCCUGGCCCCAAGCGUGGGAUGUUUCUUUAAUCGACAGCAGCCCGCUUCUGCACGACCCCAGUACUGCCAUCAACAAAGGCUACUUUGAAGACCUCCAGAAAUACUGUUUCCACAGGCAUGUGAACAGGGAGACCAAGGUCAAGUUCGUGCAUACCUCUGUCCAUGGCGUGGGCCACGACUUCGUGCAGUCGGCCUUCCGAGCCUUUGACUUAAGGCCCCCCGAGGCUGUUCCUGAGCAGAAAACGUUAUCUUUUCAACUGGCUGACAAAACCCAGGCCCAGGUCAUCUUGGCAAACGACCCGGAUGCUGAUCGACUUGCCGUGGCAGAAAAACAAGCCAGUGGUGAAUGGAAAGUGUUUUCCGGCAAUGAGUUGGGUGCCCUGCUGGGCUGGUGGCUCUUUACCUCUUGGAGAGAGAAGAACCAAGAUCGCAGUGCCCUCAAAGACACCUACAUGCUGUCCAGCACCGUCUCCUCCAAAAUCCUCCGGGCCAUCGCCUUGAAGGAGGGCUUUCAUUUCGAGGAAACCCUAACUGGCUUUAAGUGGAUGGGAAACCGAGCCAAGCAGCUGAUAGACCAGGGGAAGAAUGUUCUCUUUGCAUUCGAGGAAGCCAUCGGGUACAUGUGCUGCCCAUUUGUUCUGGACAAAGAUGGAGUCAGUGCUGCCGUCAUCAGCGCGGAGUUAGCUAGCUUCCUCGCAACCAAGGAGCUGUCUCUGUCUCAGCAGCUGAAGGCUGUCUAUGAGGAGUAUGGCUACCAUAUGACCAAAGCGUCCUACUUCAUCUGUCAUGACCCAGGCACUAUCAAAAAGUUAUUCGAGAACCUGCGAAACUAUGACGGGAAAAAUAACUAUCCAAAAGCUUGCGGCAAGUUUGGCGUUUCAGGCAUCAGAGACCUUACCACUGGCUAUGACGAUAGCCAGCCCGACCGCAAAGCUGUCCUCCCCACUAGUAAAAGCAGCCAAAUGAUCACCUUUACCUUUGCCAACGGAGGUGUGGCCACCAUGCGGACCAGCGGGACAGAACCCAAAAUAAAAUACUACGCAGAGCUCUGUGCCCUACCUGGAAACAGUGAUCCUGAGCAGCUGAAGAAGGAACUGAAUGAACUGGUCAGUGCUAUUGAAGAGCAUUUUUUCCAGCCGCAAAAGUAUGACCUGCAGCCAAAGGCCGAGUGAAAUAUCCCUGCCUGGGGCGUAAUUAAACCGAACAUUUUGCUGACCUUGA
Echinops telfairi (small Madagascar hedgehog) is the source of this 1765-nucleotide messenger RNA. RefSeq names its product phosphoglucomutase 2 (gene PGM2). The transcript has 13 exons. The record is from RefSeq and is a predicted model, not a curated record. NCBI's taxonomy places the organism in Eukaryota, Metazoa, Chordata, Mammalia, Afrosoricida, Tenrecidae. Gene Ontology annotation, molecular function: magnesium ion binding; phosphopentomutase activity. Gene Ontology annotation, biological process: purine ribonucleoside salvage; carbohydrate metabolic process. The annotation marks the transcript as partial.